AUUCUACUCCAUUCAAGGGCAUCCGCUAUUGUUGCAAAAAAGGAAGGAAAAAUUCCAUUUUCCAUCCAUUUGCAUUUGGAAUUAACGGGUACUUCUCAUCAAUGGAGGAUGAUAAUGGAAGAGGGAUCUCCGAGGAGAAACGGCCGCCGCAGGGGGCAUCUUAUACUUAUUGGGUCAGGGAAGCCACGGCGGAUGCAGCGCCUCUCCCUCUUCCUAAGAAACUCUCCCAAAAUGAUAUAGUUUCUUCGCAAUCUCAGUCCCCCACUCUGGGUUCCGUUUGGAAUCGGGCUGGAACUUGGGAAGAGAAAAGCCUUAAUAAAUGGGCAACUGAUAGGAUAAAGGAGCUGCUUGUGUCAGCUGGCACCUUGGAGUUCUCCAGUGGCAAGGCAGAAAUAGCUGAAGUUUCCAAAUGUUUUGGUGAUGCAUUUUUGGUGACUGUCAGGAACAAGAAAAGAGUUGGUUAUAAUUAUGAGUUGACAUUGAAAAUCAAAGGGGAGUGGACUGUCAAAGAGGAGAAAAAGAUGGUCAAGGCUCACAUUGAUGUCCCUGAGUUUUCUUUUGGUGAACUAGAAGACUUGCAGCUGGAAGUGCGGAUUAGUGAUGAGAAGGAUCUUUCACAGCAAGAUAGGCUGCGGAUUAGUGAGGAUUUGAAACUUUUUCUGCAGCCUGUCCGGGAAAAAUUGCUUCAGUUUGAAGGGGAACUCAAAGAUCGGUAGUUAGUGAGGCCAGCACAGGCAAUUUCCUCGGGAACCUUAGCAUGUGAUAGUGGAUUGUAACACAAUUUAUUCCUAGUUGUUAGCAACUGAUUUAUUUUACAAUACUUGUAUGGACCAUGAGGUCAAGAAGGCAAAAAUGCUUUCUUGGUUAGGACUAAUAUUGAUGAAUUUUGGGGUCCCAAUUGAAUUGGACGGCACAUUGUAUGAUUGCAUUUGGGUUUUUGAGUUUUGGAAAUGGAUUGGAACUGUCA
This is a messenger RNA of Manihot esculenta (cassava), 967 nucleotides long. RefSeq lists its product as uncharacterized. Gene Ontology annotation, molecular function: protein-folding chaperone binding; ATPase activator activity. The transcript has 7 exons. The record is from RefSeq and is a predicted model, not a curated record. The coding region runs from base 102 to 716 and encodes 204 amino acids. Gene Ontology annotation, cellular component: cytosol. NCBI's taxonomy places the organism in Eukaryota, Viridiplantae, Streptophyta, Magnoliopsida, Malpighiales, Euphorbiaceae. Gene Ontology annotation, biological process: positive regulation of ATP-dependent activity; protein folding.